Angiostrongylus costaricensis is the source of this 1077-nucleotide messenger RNA. Lineage: Eukaryota; Metazoa; Nematoda; Chromadorea; Rhabditida; Metastrongylidae. The record is from the annotation of a GenBank genome assembly.
AUGGAUUUGAAACAGAAUCUUCUGCGAGGAAUCUACGCUUUUGGUUUCGAAAAACCAUCGGCUAUUCAGCAACGUGCCAUUGUUCCUUGCACUACUGGCCGUGACGUUAUUGCCCAAGCUCAGUCAGGAACAGGGAAGACAGCUACGUUCUCAAUAUCCAUUUUGCAACGCAUCGACGAAAACGACCCCAGCGUCCAGGCGCUAGUUAUGGCUCCGACUCGUGAAUUGGCUCAGCAGAAAGUUAUGUGCGCUCUCGGGGACUACAUGAACGUCAAAGUGCUUGCUUGUAUUGGAGGGACAAGCAUCCGUGAUGAUCAUGGCGUACAUGUUGUCGUUGGUACACCUGUAGAAUUUAAUAGUCUUUUAUCAUCGUUUUCAGAAACAAAUCUCAUCAAGAUGUUUGUGUUGGAUGAAGCUGAUGAAAUGCUUUCGCGUGGUUUCAAGGAUCAAAUUUACGAAGUGUUCAAGACGUUGCCACAGGAGGUUCAGGUGGUAUUGUUGUCUGCUACAAUGCCUGCUGAUGUCCUUGAUGUAACCAAUCGUUUCAUGAGGAAUCCAAUCCGCAUCCUUGUCAAGAAGGAGGAGCUCACUCUUGAGGGUAUUCGACAGUUCUACAUAAACGUUCAGAAAGAUGAGUAUAAGUUCGAAACUCUUUGCGAUCUUUAUGAUUCUGUCAACGUAACACAGGCUGUGAUUUUCUGCAAUACGCGAAGAAAGGUUGAACAACUCACCGAGCAGAUGACCAAAAAACAGUUCACCGUUUCAAGCUUGCACGGUGAUAUGGAGCAACAAGAUAGGAAUGUCAUUAUGCGCGAGUUCCGUUCUGGGUCUUCCCGUGUCCUUAUUACCACCGACCUACUCGCUCGUGGUAUUGAUGUGUCACUUGUCAUUAACUACGACUUGCCGUCAAAUCGAGAAAACUACAUCCAUCGCAUUGGACGUUCAGGACGUUUUGGUAGAAAAGGAGUAGCCAUUAAUUUCAUUACAGAUAAUGACAUACGUCAGCUUAAGGAAAUAGAGAGUUUCUAUAAUACUGUUAUUGAGGAAAUGCCUGUGUCAAUUACCGAUCUUCUUUAA